Molecule: messenger RNA, 2015 nt
Organism: Thlaspi arvense
Lineage: Eukaryota; Viridiplantae; Streptophyta; Magnoliopsida; Brassicales; Brassicaceae
Source: the annotation of a GenBank genome assembly
AUGAUUCGGGAUAGAAAUCUGAAGAUGGGAGAUGAAACGGUUGAUGGUAUCGAAGCAAAGUACAUCUCUGGUCUCAGCGCCGUAAUGGUUGCCACAAUCCAGGAAGCCAAGGACAGAAUAUCUCAGAUCGAGUACAUUUUCUGCAGCCAGCUGUACCCAAACUUUCAAUCCAAAUCCAAAGCCUUUGAAAAAGUUUACUCAGAUGCUCGUCUCGCUGCUUGUGAUGCCUGGAAAGAGAGAGAGAACACCAUGUCAUCCCAGAUCGAGGAGCUUAAGCUUGAGAAUCAGCACAUCAAGUCUGAGAAUCUGGCCUUGAUCAAGGACAAGGAGAAGCUAUCUGCAGAACUCGAUAAGCUCGUUUCUGUGCCUUUGAGACUCAAGAGUCUAGAAGACUACGUUGAUCAUUCAAAACUGAAGUCGAGGAAUAGAUGUGAACAAGUUCAGAAUUGCGUAGAUCUGUACACUGGGCUGGUACAGGUUUUGAAGGUUAAGGGUUCGGAUGAGCUCAGCGGAGAUGGGAUAAAGAUGCUUCUUUCCGAAGUCAAGAGCCUUAAGCUAAAGGCGGAGUCUCUUCAAGAGGAACUUUCCAAGAAAACAUUGGUGACUGAGAAUCUCCUGAAGAAACUGGAGUAUCUGUCUACAGAAGUCGAGGACAGCGAGAAGAAGUCAAGCAGAGUUGAAGAGGAGAAACAAAGAUUGACAACUAGGUUGCAGGUUUAUGAGGAGAAUGUCGGUAGGCUAGAAGAGCUGCUAUGUCAGAAAAGUGAUGAGCUUGAGGAAGGGAAGACGGCUCUUGAGGUUUUGCAAGGUAAACUCAACUUGACAGAGAGGCAAAUGUUGGAAUGUAAACAAAAGAUCGCAGAUCAUGAGAAAGAAAAGACAGUUGUUAUGGGUAAAGCAAAGGCUUCUGGGGAUGAAGUUGGUGAUAUGAAUAUGCAGGUCAAAGAUGGAACUUACUUGGCUGAGUUAGAAGCUUUACGUUGCCAAAGGGAGGAGAAAUCAUUUGAGUUAGCUACGGAGAUAAAGAAGAGAAAAGACACCCUCACUGCUUACAAGAAGCUCAAGUCCCAAUAUAGUUUUCUCUGCAAUAGGUUUGGUCUUACUACGGAGAGUGCUCUUCACCAAAGCAGCAGCCUUCAGGAUGAGACUAACCAGAUGGGACAACAUGAGAGACCAGCCAUCUCAAGUUCUCUUGAAAGGAAACAAUCAGAAGCUGCUGAAGGAGCAGACAAAGCGAGGAUUGGUACUGGCUCAAGUAACAGCUGUGAGAAAGAGAGUAUAAUCAAAACGGUGCAGACACCGGUUACUUCCAUUUCACCCAUUGUGCGGUCACCUGGUCUUAGAAGUGACCCUUCUGCUGCAAAAUCUCUACAGAUAAGUGGAUUAAAGCGUCCAGCUUCCAUUUGGAGAGACACAAGGUCUCGACAAUCACCAGGAGGGUAUGAUCCUCAUGAUGAUUUUCUAGACACUCCGAUUGAGAAUGUCAAAAGGGUCGCUGGGGAAGAAAAACAUGUUGAGGAUGUUGAUAACAAAGAUGAUUCAGACGAGGAGACACAGGACAUGAAUCCUAAGCCGAGUCCAUCAAGGCAGCGAAUUCAAGUUGCAGAAACGAGUAAAAAGGGUUUCAAGCAUGUGGAAUCUGUUAGGAGAAAAGCAGAGAGGGAGAAUUUGAAAGGGAUAGAGUGUAAACAGUGCAAGAAGUUCUACGAUGCUGUUCAUCCUGAGAAUAAAGGAAAUGGUAAAAGCAUGAGGUGUGAGCAUCAUGAAGGUGUGUCGAGGCAUCGCUACAAAUACGCUCCGCCAAUGACUCCUGAAGGUUUCUGGAACAUCGGGUUUGAAUCCGAAAUGUGAUAUCUGUAUUCUUUACAUUCGUUCCAUGUUAUGUAACUCACUUUGGAUACGAAAUAGAAACACUAUACUAAAUAGUUUGUAUCUGCUCAGUAGAAAAACAAAUACUUUUCUCACAUUAUUAUUUAUAUAAUCAACAACACAAACACAUUUAUGCUACUAAGUAC